Messenger RNA from Musca vetustissima, 416 nucleotides. RefSeq names its product general odorant-binding protein 83a-like. The record is from RefSeq and is a predicted model, not a curated record. NCBI's taxonomy places the organism in Eukaryota, Metazoa, Arthropoda, Insecta, Diptera, Muscidae. Gene Ontology annotation, biological process: sensory perception of smell. The annotation marks the transcript as partial. Gene Ontology annotation, molecular function: odorant binding. The transcript is spliced from 4 exons.
CUUUUUGUAAUUUCAUUUAUGGAUUUCUUUGGCACUAUUGCACUAUCUCAACUGUUUUAUCCACCUCCUGAACUAUUGGAGAAACUUCGACCAGUACAUGAUGUUUGUGUUGCUAAAACUGGUGUAACUGACGAGGCAAUUAAAAAGUUCAGCGAUGAGGAAAUACACGAGGACGAACUGCUCAAGUGUUACAUGUAUUGUAUAUUCGAUGAAAUGGAUGUGCUGCAUGACGACGGUGAGGUGCACCUCGAAAAGGUAUUGGAUUUGAUGCCCGACUCUAUGCAUGACCUAGCAAUAAAUAUGGGCAAAAAGUGUCUUUAUCCGAAGGGUGAUACCACCUGUGAGAGGGCUUUUUGGUUGCAUAGCUGCUGGAAAAAAGCAGAUCCCGUGCACUACUUUUUGGUUUAACUCCGUAU